CCUCAUUGGCCGGCCCCCGGGGCUGCCCCGGCCCCCGCUCGGCCCCCGCCUCCGUCACGCUGCUGGCUGCUCGGUGUCAUUUCCUCCUCCUGCCGCGGGAGCCCGAGCUGGCCGGGGGAUGUGGCGCGGGGGGCCGCGGCGCUAGCGGCCAUGGAGCCGCCGGAGGAGCGCACCGAGAGCCGGUUGGUUUCCUUCCAGUACGUGCACGUGCAGCUGCAGGGGGGCGCGCCCUGGGGCUUCACCCUCAAGGGGGGGCUGGAGCACGGGGAGCCCCUCAUCGUCUCCAAGGUUGAAGAUGGGGGUAAGGCAGCCCUAUCCCGCAAGAUGCGGCCCGGGGACGAGCUGGUGAACAUCAACGGCACCCCGCUGUACGGCUCCCGGCAGGAGGCGCUUGUUCUCAUCAAGGGCUCCUACCGCACACUGAAGAUGAUUGUGAGGAGGAGGAACGUGCCCGUCAUCAGGCCCCACUCCUGGCAUCUGGCCAAACUCUCCGAGGUCCGGACCGAGGCUGCCACCAUGCACUGUCCCUCCGACGCCUUCAGCUUGUCUUGGCACUCAGGAUGUGACUCCAGUGACCUGUCCCUGCAGUGGGCCCAGCUGUCUCGCCAUUGCAGCACAGAGAAGAGCAGCUCCAUUGGAAGCAUGGAGAGCCUGGACCCGCCCGGCCAGACCUACUACGAGGGCAGCCUCUCGCCCGUGGACCAGAGCAUGUACCAGAACAAACGUGACUCUGCCUACAGCUCCUUCUCAGCCAGCUCCAACGCCUCGGACUAUGCCCUGUCCCUGCGUCCUGAGGAGACGUCCUCCACAGACUCCAUCCUCCAGGGCCUGGGCCCCAGCCGAGUCCAUGAGGGGCGCUACCUGCAAACGGGCAGCGAGGGGGCAGAUCUCUCCUGCCAGUUGUGUGGGCACCUGGCACCCAACUCCAGGCCCUCCUCGUGCCCCCACGAGAGCAACCUGUCAGGCUCCUCCAAAUCAGGCGCCCCUCCCCAGCCCCCCGUCAGGAGGGACAGCCUCCGGGCCUCCAACCCUCAGCCGGCUGGCACCGAGCGACGCCGGGCCUCUGCGCCCGCUGAUGCCCUGCACCUCCCGGGCAGGUGGACCUCGGACACCUCACUGUGCCUGCGAGACAAGGAGCCCGAGGGGGUUGGAGGCCAUCUGAAGGAGCGCCUGUCUGUCGACCAGUACUACAUGCUGAGUUCCCACCUGGACAUGGAGCAGCUGUUAGGGGAGAGCACAGAACAUCCCCACGGGGCUGCCCAUGGGCAGUGCCAGGACAACGGUGCCCACGAAGGAGAGCCAGGCACCAACGGUGACCCUCCCCCGUCUCCUCGGAAAGGGCACCGGCACAGCGCCCCUGAGCAGCUGCUGGCAUCCCAGCUGCACUCCCUGACUGUAGCCACAGGCAGCAGCUGCUGGGACACCCAGGUGCAGGACGGGCACCAAUGGACUGUGAACCCGCUGCACUUGGAGCAGCCAUGCCCUGGCCGACAGACAGAGGAUGCCAAAGAGCAGCUGUGCGGGGAUCCGGCUGUGGGCACAGACCGGGCUGACGACCACACGACACAAGCCCAGCACUCCCCCAGCUGGGCCCAGGACUCCUGCCAUAGCCAGGGGCCGUACAGGUGUUACCCAGAGCUGGAGAGAUCCUGCAGCACCCCCGGUGAGUCAGCCAUGCCUCCGCAGCCUGCUGGCCUGAUCCCCACGUGCAGCUCCGAGGCACUGGUAGAGGAGGGGAAGGAGUCCAGGGAGAGCAGGCCAUGUGCCAGGAAAUUGGGCCCUUCUCAUCAGCGAUCGGCUCAGCUUCGGCGCCGGAGCGAGCGCUUCGCCACCAACCUGCGCAAUGAGAUCCAGAGGAGGAAGGCCCAGCUGCAGAAGAGCAAGGGCUCUGCGGCUCUGCUGUGUGGGGAGGAGCCAGUGGAGGAGACUGAUGAGCUGUGUGAGAGCCCCCCCAAUCCCUCAGCCCUGCCACAGGCCAGGCUGCCUAGCUCAGGGGACAGGAGCUCUGUCGGUGUGGCACGAGCCAGAGCCAAGUGCCUGAGCCCCACAUCGGGUGUGGUGCCUGCUGGAGAACUUGGCAGGAGCCCCGGCCGCCCAGCUGAUGGGAGUGCCCCCACCCCCCAGCCUGCACGGAAAGGCCCCAGCCCCCCCGCCCCAAACAGGGAGAAGCACAGGGCUCCGGCAGCUGGGGGCCGGUGGCGGUGGUCUCCAGAGCACAAGCUUCAGCGGGCCCUGAGCCCUGUGGAGGCGUACGCCAAGGGGCCGGAGGCGCCUGCUUCCCCGCUGCGCCUGGCGGAGGAUGCUGUCCUGCUGCCCUUUGCUGACCGGAGGAAGUUCUUUGAGGAGACCAGCAGAUGCGUGGGGCGCCUCCCGGCCAGGCACAGCAAGCCCCCCAGCUUCCAGCCGAAGGCAGCCGAGCCGCACGCCUUUCAGCCCCUGAGUGCUGAGUGCCGGGAGCUGCGGCGCCGUUCCGUGGACCAAUCGUACCCGCCCCUGUCGCCUGGGCGGCAGAAUCUCCCCGCCUACGCUGAGUGCUGCCUGGAGCCGCCUGUGUGCUAUGCUGGCCUCCCGCGGCAUGGCGAGUUCGAGUACCUGCGGCCCUUUGCCCGGGCCUAUGCUGGGACGGCCCCAGUGCGCCGCGAGCCCUGCCUUUACUGCUCCGGUGACAUGUGCCCCGCACUGCUGCAGAGGAACAUGCAGCCCAGCCACCAUGGCUACCGCUGCCACCCCCACCCCUGGGUGCCACGGUGCUCUGACUGCUGCUGCUCUGUUCCCCACAAGGCUCUGGAGGAGAGCGAGCCCUGGCCUGGGAGGAAGGCGUUCUUGCCGGAAUUUCCUCUGGAGGAGUGGGAGCCUGGGGUGAUAAACAGGAAGGGCAGCCAGUCAGUGAGCGAGCUGGCGCACUACAAGAUCGGCUUCCAGAGGGAGGGUCCCUUCCGGCCCUGCUUGGAGAGCUCCAAGCAGACGUGGCCCCCAUGCUACCGGGCUGCGUCCUCUCUUGACCUCUCUUGGGAUUGCGAGCGGCGCACGCCAGAGAGCCCCAGUGAGCUGCUCCACCGCCCGCUCCGGGGCAGGGCCUUCUCUGAGAGCCACCUCAACAUGGAGCCGCCCAGCGCCCCAGGCCAGGAGAGGAGAGAUGCCCCGUUGGCCAAGCUAGACGAGACCUGCCCGAUGACUCUGUGUCCGGCCAGAAAGAAAGGGCCGCCCCCUCCACGGCCCCCACCCCCAAACUGGGAGAAGUUCAGAACUCGUCGGGCUUCCCACCACCACCUGUACCCACUGGAGCCCACUGGGCCCGGCUCAGCCUUGCUGGCGGUGCCCCUGGAACAGCCUCACCACCAGGGCAGUGGCAGCGUGGAGACGGCAAGACAGCGUUCCCAGAGCCUUCCUCUGGACAAGCUCCCUGGGGACUCGGCCAAGCCCAUGGCCGUCUCACAGCCUCGAAUGCCUGGCACCCUCCCACAGGAAUCCCUGGACACCAGACACCUGCCAGAGCAGGAAAGCAGCCACUAUUACUGCCAUGUCUCGCCUCGGGAGCCACUGGCAAUGAACACGGGCACCAGGGAAGCUCCCAGGCCAGAUGGGCCCUCAGAGGAGGUGGUGAAGGAGACGCCGCGGUGGGAUAUGGGCAGGUCUGUAAAGGAUGAGCAAUACCAAGUGAUCAGCUGGGGCCAGGAGCGCCCGCGGCCUAGCCCCCCAUGCCUGGCCCCCGAGGAGGUGGAGUCGGCCCAGGAGAGCGCAGAGGUGGAGAGCUGCCGACUGGGCAGGCAGCCGCCCUGUCGCAUGACCUCAGAGGAGCUGAUGCGAGACGUGGCGGGCAGGGAUCGGUCCCUGGCAGGUGUGCUGAGCCCAGCCUCUGGCAUGGUGACAGCUGCCGAGGUCAUAGGAGAACUCUUCUCGGCUGGGGACCGCCGCUCGUGGAAGGACCAUUACCAGCAGGACUGGCGUCUGGAGAAGCAGAGUGAGGCUGAGGCUCAGGAAAGGGAGGAGUUCCAGCCCAUCUCCCCUCCCCCGGGGGGCGCCGUCAGCCCCAUCUCCUACUCAGCCUAUUACAACACCUCGGCGGGCAAGGCUGAGCUGCUCAACAAGAUGAAGGAGUUACCGGAGGUAGCGGAGGGGACCUCAGAGGAGGAGGUGGAUCACGAGCUAGCACAGAAGAAGGCACAGCUCAUCGAGAGCAUCAGCAGGAAGCUGGCGGUGCUGCAGGAGGCACAGCGGGGCCUCCAGGAGGACAUCAAUGCCAACACAGCACUGGGGGAGGAGGUGGAGUGCCAGGUGAAGGGCAUCUGCAAACCCAAUGAGUUUGACAAGUUCCGCCUCUUCAUCGGAGACCUGGACAAGGUGGUGAAUCUGCUGCUGUCGCUCUCGGGGCGCCUGGCCCGCGUGGAGAAUGCCCUCAACAGCCUGGACCAUGAGGCCACUGAGGACGAGAAGCUGGCGCUGCUGGAGAAGAAGCGGCAGCUGACAGAGCAGUUGGAGGAUGCCAAGGAGCUGAAGGAGCAUGUGGACCGGCGAGAGAGGGCCGUGUUUGGCACCAUCUCGCGUUCCCUGCCAGCCGAGCAGCUCCAGGACUACCAGCACUUUGUCAAGAUGAAGUCAGCCCUCAUCAUCGAGCAGCGGGAGCUGGAGGAGAAGAUCAAGCUGGGGGAGGAGCAGCUCAGGUGUCUCAGGGAGAGUCUUCUGCUUGGGCCCAGAGAUUAUUAGUGCCAGCGCUGCACUCCUGGUGGCCAUGUGGCCACGGUCUCUUCCACAGUCAUGUGGCCUAGAGCUGACAGCCACGGCCUUCUCAUGGGCUGCUGCUGGAGGACCUGGAGCAGAGGGGUGUGUGGGAGUGUCCCGCCAUCUCCCACAGCUUCCCACCUGGUGACCCAGGUAAAUGGUGCCAGCACGCGUGGGAGCUUAUGUACCUUCCAGCUGGCAAGAUCUAGCAGGGCUCUGGCACAAAUAGGGGGAUCAGCACUUCCCAGGGAGCCAUGGCCUAAAGCCCUAAAGAGGGGGAGGGUGCACUAGCCAUCUCCCUCAGCACCGACCUGCCAUGGGCCGGGUCACCAAAGCCAAGCAAACAGUGCUCCAGGUGGGAGGGGCUCUGCUGGAGAGCGGGCUGGGAUUUCUGGAGCUGAACUGGAAGCCAAAGGAAACUGGACUCAACACGCCAAAGGGGAUGUUGCUUUUGCUUUCCCAGCCCUUGCCAAGGCUUGCAGCAGGAUCUACAUCUCACCCCUGCUGCCUGCCCAAAGAUCCCCUCACGCGGUGCCUGUGGGGGUACCAGCAGGGUGGGGCAGAGGGCAUUGCUGCCCCACUACCAUGACCCCAGUUGGCAUGACCAAAGAGGGUCUCAUACAUGUGUGUGUGUGUGUGUGUGUGUGUGUGUGUGUGUGUGUGUGUGUGUGUGUGUGAGAGAGAGAGAUCCCUGCAAAUGUUUUAUUUAUUUUUGUAUUUUAAAUUGCUUUUUUCCUAAGGAGGGGCCUUGUGGGAAGGGGGAGAGGCAUGCAGGAAGGGGGAGGGGCACAGGGGGAGGGGAGGAGCCAGGGACCUUAGCCCUGGGGAGAGCCUGCCCCCAACGCUACCUUCCUGCCCAGCCCUGGCUUUGGGCCCAGGCACUAGGACUACGCAUUCCACCCAAAGCAGGACCUGGAACCAGCAGCCCCCAAGGGACAGGGAAUGGUAUGAGCCCCUGGCCCUCUGGCUGCCAAGCUGCCUGGCUCUUCCUCAGCCCUCGCUGUUUUGGGUAUGCGGGGACCAGGGGGGCUCUGAACAUCCCUCACUUCCCACCAGGUUCAGGAUGUUCUUAACCGAAACCUCCCCGUCCUGCAGCCAAGGCCAGCUCCUUCACCAGCUCCACACCAGGAGUGGGCACUGCCCCCCCAGUACGGGCCCCUCGCCUGGGGUUUAGCUGGGGAGGCACUGCUCCCUCAGCGCAGGCCCCUCACCUGGGGUACAGCUGAGAGUCACUGUCCCCCUGUGCGGGUCCCUUGCCUACCAUUUGUUCUGAGUCCAUUCCAGGAGGGUCCAAGAACCUAGGCCAGGAUCACCUGGUAUCAGACUCACACUCAGAUUCUGCCGCAGUUGCGGCUCAUUCCCAGGUGUUGCCAUGUGGGGCGGUGGCUGGGGCAUGGGAAUGGAAGCCCAGGACCCCUGGGUUCUCUUCCCCUCUCAUCUACUGAUUGCAUGCAACUAUAUAAAGUUCCCUGUCUGUGCCUCCGUCCCGCCUGCUGUACAAUGAGGUGAUGCCACCUGGGCAUCUUGGCAAGGAGCUGGGAGCUCUGUGUAGAAACCGCCAUAUCUCAAACUGUCACCUAGUGCCAAAUGGCCACCUGUCCUGGCUUUCAGUCUCAGCGUCCACCUCUCCCUGGGGCAUGUGAGGUCUGGAUACUCGUCCGUUUGUCCAUGGGGCAGCUUUAGGCGUCUUUCACCAGUAGCUCUGGUGGCUUUGGCAUAUGAUGGGAGGGUCCGGGCCUGUUCUCACACAUGCUUACACUAGGGCACUGACUCUUCUUCGCUGCCCUCAGCACCUGUCCUAUUUGCACCUGCCCUGCUCCUGUCUCCAUGGCGCAAGCCUCCCGGUGCCCUUGCACUGCACAAGUUGGUGCAGGUGUGGCACUGCACCUGCACUGCCCAUCCCAUCCCCUUGCUUUACCCUCCCAGCUCUGCACCCUAUACCACCAUCAUGCCUAUCCAGGGGGCAUCUGCUCCCCAUGUCCGAUUGCAGGAGUGGAGUGGAGUUCCAUGCCCUAGUGGAAUGGGUUCUGGAGUGUGCCCCCCUCUUGGGGGUGUGAUUGCUGAUGCAAUGGGCUGCUGCAGACCCUGCAGGCAUCCCAGUUAAGUACCCCCUUGUCUUGCUGGUUGCCAGUCUCCGUAGGAGCUGCUCUGGCUCUCCAGAGUACCUGGUAAACACAUUACGCCACAUGAGCAAGCAGCUCAGGGAUGAGAGACAGCAGGAGAAAGCACUAACCCAGGAACCAAACCCUCUUUCUGCCCUCUCUCUGUCUGGGCAAUUAGCAUGGCCCAAGCAGCUAGAUCCCAGUCUGUCCCGGGUGCAAACCCCAUGCCAUUGUUCUGGGAUUUACCUCCCUGAGAGCUGCACCUGGACUGUAGCUACAGAGACAUGGUAGCAUCCUAUAGUUCUGUAGAAACAGGUUCAGGCUGGGAUUUCCUGGCAUUAAGGACUUGAGCUGGUCUGUUCCUCCUGGCCCCCCCACUCCACCACUUCUGGCCGUAAAGGGUUAAUCACUUCUUCCCCUAAUACACAUGGCUUCUAAGUAACCAAAGGAAUUUGCUGGGGAUCUGCCACAAAUUCUCAGCCCCCAACAUCCUCUUCCUCUCCAUUGUGUUUGGAACAAUAGUCUAAACCCACUAGGCGCUUAACUCUCUCAGUGCUGUGCUGGGCAGGGCCCAUGUCUGGGCUCAGAGCCCCUGCCCUGCUAUCUGUGAUCUCAGUAACACCAGCCUGCCUAGUCUAUUACUACAGAGAGGAGGCUGGUGCUACCUCCCAGCUGGCUCCUGACAGGACGGCCAGAGCCCCUGGGAAGUCUCUUUCUGGCAGGUCAGAGGGACUGUUCUUCCCCUGGGAGCUGAGUAGGAACCUGACCUGUGGGCUGCCUCUCCUACUAGCAGCCCCUGGGGAGAUCCCUGCUGUAGCUCUGCAGCUGGCUGUACGGGGCACGUUCCCAGAACACCAGGGAUGCCAGCCCUGCUGCAAAUGCUAGUGUGGGGGUGGAGUUGGAUGGAGCAUAGGAGGAGCUCUCUGGAGAUAGGAGCGUGACAGCACUUGUUACCAUGGGCAGGAGUUGUGCCAGGCAGAGCCCAUGCAAGGGGCACAGCUCUCCAUUCACCAUGGGUCAGAGAAAAGUGCAAGGGUCUGGCCACUGCUCUGGGCAGCUGUUGGUCUGAGGUCAUGGAGCUAAACUGGGAGACAGCCUGGCCCUGCCCUUACUGUGAUCCUAGAGUAUGAGGGAACCCCCAUUUCCAGUGCCCUACCUCCCUGCCCGAUGCAUUUCCAGCCUCUCCCUGGCAUUGUGCCAUCCAGAGAGGUUGGGUUAGGCUGACGCAGGUUGUGUGCCCAAUGGGACCGUAUAGAUCAGGGCUUGGUAUUACUGGAGAGGUACUGAGCCCUCAUUGCACUAGAGGUUGCGGGUGCUCUCUGCCCAAUGGGGAUCAGGCCCCAUGUCAGAGCAGGGCCAGCCUUCUAGAGCAUUUCCCUUCCUACUCAGCUGCAGGGCGUGCAGUGGGCAGCUAGCUGUCGCCAUACACCCUGUCAUGUGCCAUUCCCCAUGUGAUCAUGCACUCAGUGAGAUACCUCAGCCAGGAGUGGGCCAGGGACAGGCAAAAAAACAAAGACAUAAAUUGAAAAUAACCUAACCCCUUGGUGAUAUAAAAAUAGCACUUAAAAAGGGAUGGGUCAUUUGCUUAUGACUCAUCUGGGUCACACUCUUUAAGGGGAAGUUUUUGAGCUAGUGAUUGGGGGAAUAGCUAAGACACUAAACUCUUAUAGUGCUCCUUAACACUAACUGAAACUAUGCUAAACUUUUGAUGAGUGUUUCUCCACCCAGGAAGAGAUUGUAGCAAGGACUGGAUGUUUUCAGUGUGCUCAUGGCAGUAAGAGCCAAACCUGCAGAAGUCUCUCUCGCAUCCAGUACUAAACCCUUGAAAAGAAAUUAGACAUAAGCUUUUUGCUGAAUUUGCACGUGAUCUUUUCCAAUCAAGCCUUGGAACCUGAAUAAAACUGGCUGUAGCCAAAGAGGAAAUAGCUGCUUUAGAAAAAUAAACAACUGAUUUGCAAAUAAUUCAGGUUGAGUAAUUACAAUGUUAUGUGAAAAUGCAGCAAAGGGAGCUCAGCAUUUCAAUGCAGGGUAUCCUGUUCCCUCCAGGAGGUGAUUAGAGCCAUGGGAUGAGAAAAGACUCCUGAAAUAAUACAGGACUAUUGAACUGGAAAUCCUCAUUGUUUCCAUGCUGGGCCCUGGAUUUCUGACGUGAAUCAAAUUCUUGGAAUCCUUUUUGAGCAAUUAGCAGAUGUGAUGUUACAGCCCCUUUUAAUGAGUCUCCUCCCCCAGAGUAUUUAGAAAUGGAACUGGGACGUGGCACUACUUAACAGUGGCACCACUUAACAAUUAUCUCCAACACCCCUUACAUGCAAUGACGAAGCCUCAACACUACACAGAUUUAAAAGUUCUUUUAAAGUACUUUUCACCCUCUAGGCUGUUGGACCCAUCACACUUCAUUCAUCUAAAACAGUGGAACUAGCCUGGUCAAGAUCACACACUGUCCAUUUCACUUCAUGAUUUUCAUGCACUUACCUAAGGCUGCCGUGAUUUGAGUUUCUAACACUACAGGGUAGGUUAAAUCCACCCAAAGCCUUUGGAGUCUGAAAAUGAAGCAUUUAUAUGCCCUGAGCCCAAGAAGCACCCACAUGUACGAGCUAGCAAAUGUGAUUGUUUAUUGCAUGAUGUCAAACCACAUAGGCCCCAGCCAAGCCUUCUGGUUAAAUCCUCGUCAUGUUAAUUGGCAGGGCCUAGUUUCACCUCAUCCCCCUGCAGCCUGUCCUUUCCCCAUGUGGCGUAUAUGAGACGGGCUUUUGUCCUAGGUCGCCUGCCCUGCCCUGAAGGCCCAGUAAAAGUCAGGCCAUCGGGUGCUAUGCCCCACAACACAAUUCCCAUGCCAUAGACUUGAGCUGCUGGAGGUGUAGCUCAAAGUGCCAUGCCACUGACCUAUGGCUUCCCUAUGGGUGUUGGGAAGAGUUGUGGUGGGUUAUCAGUCAACAGGCAUACGGGUUCCUUUGCUGACAGCCUGGGGCAGCUGUGUUCAGUGGAUGUAGUGGCUCGGCUGCUGGUUGGUUUCUGAUCCUGGCCAGUGGCUUGACAGCCCCAGGCUCCAGUCCCUGCAGUGCGCAUGCAGGCCCCGGGGCUUCGAAAGGGCUCUCCACUGGCUUUCAAAUGGCACUUUUGCUCCUUCCUGCUGCACCCCAGGCCCUGGCCACAGGCCCUGGGCUAGCUCCUCUCCUCCCCCCAUGUGCAGUUGUGUUCAGCACAGAAGCCUGUCAGGGAAAGGCCUUCAGAUACCCCUAACUAAAAGCCCUGGUGGGUGGGGAGCCUUAUUUCAAUUGCCCACUAGAAAGCCACACGCAGGGGCUCACCCCCAUGGCUACUGCUCUGUGCUGCGAUGCGGGAGCCCCGGCCAGCAGGGUGGGGUGACCAGAUGUCCUGAUUGUAUAAGGACAGUCUCGAUAUUUGGGACUUUUUUUUUAUAUGGGCUCCUAUUACCCCCCACCCCGUCUCGAUUUUUCACACUUGCCAUCUGCUCACCCUACAGCAGGGACUAAGUGAGUUGUCCAAGUGGGGAGGGAAAGUGGAUCUGCAGAGCCCGUGCUGGUCAAUGGGUAGCCUACAGGCUUUAGCAGGCAGGGCGGGGUGGGAAACGUGCUAAGGAAGGCCGGGAAGCCCUCGCUGUGGCAGUGAGACAGGAGGGAAGGAAUCUUCUCAGUGUUUGGAAUCACAGAUGUGGGUGCUGAGCAGCACAGAGCCCCCGCUGGUCAUGUGCUGCCUGGUCUCCCUGUGUAUAACCCUGACGGCCAGGUGCUAGCAUCAGCUGUGCUGUUAUUGUCCUGAAGCCUUUAGCAUUAACCCCCUUGCCUGACGUGCAAGGCCCAGCCCAGGGAUGUGCCAAUUGUGUAUGAUGGGGUUUGUGCUAAUGUUGUAUAUUUUGUGUACCAUUGUGCUUCCUACAUACUAAAGGUGCAGUGGGCUCUGUACAGCGUCCCAGAGCGGUGUUUUUUACAACGUUGUGUGUAUUUUCUAAGUUGUUGAUUACUGAACUUGUUAGUGUCCCCAAGCUCUCUGGCCAUGGGUAUGUAUCCCCACCUGGGGAGCACAGGGAGGCGAGGGACACGCUGCAUUAAACAGUGCUAAGGACAAUGAGCCAA
Messenger RNA from Dermochelys coriacea (leatherback sea turtle), 10915 nucleotides. RefSeq names its product shroom family member 4 (gene SHROOM4). Gene Ontology annotation, cellular component: adherens junction; apical plasma membrane; apical junction complex. Lineage: Eukaryota; Metazoa; Chordata; Testudines; Dermochelyidae. The coding region runs from base 151 to 4704 and encodes 1517 amino acids. The record is from RefSeq and is a predicted model, not a curated record. The transcript has 11 exons. Gene Ontology annotation, biological process: actin filament organization. Gene Ontology annotation, molecular function: actin filament binding.